UAGUAAAAUGGUAUGGUUUUGUCCCCUUCUUAAUGGACAUUUAACUAGCAUGUGAGAGCUAGGUAGCAAGUGUGAGCUGUGCAUGGGAAAGUAAUUUGACAUUUAAGUGAUUUUAAUUUUCUAGACACUAAUGAUUCUGGGCGAGUGCUUGGAGUUUUGUUGGGUUUUUUCAGUAAUACUACUAAGUACCUCACAAUGGCUAGAAUGUUUUUCCUUAAUAAUCUUGUUUUGUAACUGGUGGUACAUUUGGGCAAUGUAAUAUUUUCUUCUUGUGGUGAAAAGGGCAUUGUCCAAUCUGGAGUUACGUAUCAGAGUGGUUUAGAAUGCUGGUUUUCUAGUGAGCAGUACAUUCAUGUACCUGUAAUGUAAUUCAACCAUUUACAAUUUGUGACAUGCUGCUUUCAUCAAAAACUUGGCUAUGGCUUUUUUCCCCUUUUUCUUUCUAACCUCUGGUUUGCUUGAAAGGUUCUCUGACUCAUGGGGAAUUUUGGUUAUGUACUGUAUCUAAGGUCUUUCUUACUUUGAUAGUAAAUUUGCUUUUGUACUCAGCGUGUGUAAUUAAUUUCUGUGGUAGCAUGCUGUGAUUCCUUGUACAUGAGUAUUAAUUUUGAUGUGAAGAAAACAGCUAUAGGUCAUAGAAUAGCAGAGUUUUAAAGUGUAUUUGUAGCAGUGGUUGUGGUGAAGGAAGAUGCAGUCACUAAAUCUUUGAGGGUGUGAUCAAUGGAAGAUUUUUGUGGUGAAGGCAGUGUAUUUCAUAUCAAUAAGUUGGCAAAAUGGUUCUGUUUUGAAGACAAUAGGACGUGAAUUUUUGAAAACUUAAGUAAAAGCCUUCUAAUUUUUUUUUUUACAGCAUGUCUACAAAGAACAUCUCUUUGUUAAUCUGUAUCUUUUUGGGUCAUUGUUUUUCAGCUGUCCUUGUCAAUAUUUUAUAACGUUACAUGUCAGUGAUAGCAGCAUAUUAACUGUUCCAUGAUUGAAUAACUGCAAGGUGUUUCCCCCCCUCACCCCCAGUCGCAGGGACUGGAAGUCUAGGAAGCAGAAUGGGACCAGUUGAAAGGAUUGCUGAUGCAGUGUUCCCACUGGAUUGUACUUGGACCUCUGUUGUGGCAGCUUCCAACUACUUGAGGCCUGCUGGACUACUGAGAAAUUCUGGCUAAGUACCUAGGAGUAAAAUCUGCAGGGAUGUUGAAGCAGCCUUUGAUGACAGCAGUUUCUGGAAUAGCUAGGAUGAGAUUUUCCUUAUUGCAUUUCAUCUAUUUCAGUCAUAUCCAAUAAGCAAUGAAGACAUAGAACAGUACCUGCUCCGGUCAUCACUGCCACAACUGCUAAAAUGGAGGUGGUUUCAGCAGAAGUCAACAGCUUGCUCCCUGAGGAAAUAAUGGACACUGGUAUAACCCUGGUGGAAGAUGACAGCAUCGAGGCAGUUAUCGUGUCGUCGCCGAUCGGAGAUUCGAUUCCCAUGGAAACAGAACUGGAAGAAAUAGUGAACAUAAGCACCACCAGCAACUCCUCAGCUACAACUACGGCCGCAGUCACCACAGAACCACUUACUGCACCCAGCAAUCACUCAGGCGAUGCAGCAGUGAACACCACAACCCCAAAAACUGAUGCAAAUGCAGUUGUAAAGCCUACUUUUCCAAGUGGUCUCCAUAAACUUGGUGCCCAGACCCCUGUCACUAUAUCGGCCAAUCAAAUUAUUCUGAACAAGACCGCCGAUAUUAAAAUAGGCAAUCAGAGUAUUAAACCGGAUGGACAAAAGCUUAUUGUAACAACUUUGGGCAAGUCUGGCCAGCCUAUUGUGUUAGCAUUACCCCACAGCCAGCUCCCGCAGGCGCAGAAGGCCACGUCCCAAGCCCAAGGCGGAGACUCCAAGGUACAAGGCCAGCAGAUCAAGGUUGUUAUCGGAGGUCGGUCAGAAGUGAAACCUGUAGUUGGUGUCUCAGCUUUGACACAAGGAAGUCAGCUGAUAAACACUGCGGCCCAGCCUUCUGUUUUGCAGACCCAGCAAUUAAAAACAGUACAGAUUGCGAAGAAGACCCGAACCCCAACUUCUGGCCCUGUGAUCACCAAGCUGAUCUUUGCAAAACCGAUUAAUAGCAAAGCUGUUACAGGGCAGACCACUCAAGUGUCACCAGUCAUUGCAGGUAGGGUUCUUUCACAGUCUGCUCCAGGAACACCACCAAAGACAAUAACAAUCUCUGAGAGUGGAGUCAUUGGAUCAUCUUUGAGUACAACAACACAACAGACACCGAAUAAAAUAGCUAUCUCCCCACUCAAAUCCCCUAAUAAGCAGCUAGCAGUGGUGUCAGUGGCCUCCCAGCCUCCCAACUCCCCCCAGAAGACGGUGGGCGUCCCACUGAAUGUAGCAUUAGGACAGCAGAUCCUCACAGUGCAGCAAUCAGCACCCUCCUCCCCUGGGAAGGCUAUAGUCAACCACACAACCACCCAGGCUGUGAAAUCAGCAGUGCAGACCAUUACUGUAGGAGGAGUGGGUACAUCUCAAUUUAAGACGAUUAUUCCCUUGGCAACUGCGCCCAAUGUUCAGCAGAUUCAGGUACCUGGAAGCAAGUUCCAUUAUGUCAGACUCGUUACUGCCACAACAGCCAAUAGUUCAACCCAAUCAGCCAGUCAAAAUCCCAGUACGAAUACACAGCCUCUUCAACAAGCAAAGCCAGUGGUGGUGAACACAACCCCAGUGCGGAUGUCUGUUCCCAUAGUGCCAGCACAGACUGUGAAACAGGUGGUGCCCAAACCGAUCAACCCAGCUUCCCAGAUAGUUACUACUAGUCAGCCCCAGCAAAGACUUAUUAUGCCAGCCACUCCACUGCCACAGAUCCAGCCCAACCUCACCAACCUCCCACCGGGCACUGUACUGGCACCAGCACCUGGCACAGGAAAUGUUGGGUAUGCAGUCCUUCCAGCUCAGUAUGUCACACAGCUACAACAAUCAUCAUAUGUAUCUAUAGCAAGCAACACUGGCUUUACAGGGACGUCUAGUAUCCAGUCCCAAGCACGGCUACCAUUCAAUGGAAUAAUUCCUUCGGAAUCUGCAAACCGCCCCAGGAAGCCUUGCAAUUGUACUAAGUCUCUGUGUUUGAAAUUGUAUUGUGAUUGUUUUGCAAAUGGUGAAUUCUGCAAUAACUGCAACUGUACAAAUUGUUAUAACAACCUGGACCAUGAAAAUGAUAGGCAAAAAGCAAUAAAGGCUUGCCUUGACAGAAACCCUGAAGCCUUCAAGCCCAAAAUAGGAAAAGGAAAGGAAGGAGAAUCGGAUCGAAGACACAGCAAAGGGUGUAACUGUAAACGCUCGGGAUGUCUCAAAAACUACUGUGAAUGUUAUGAGGCAAAAAUCAUGUGUUCUUCCAUAUGCAAAUGCAUUGGCUGUAAAAAUUUUGAAGAAAGCCCAGAGCGAAAGACAUUGAUGCAUUUAGCAGAUGCUGCAGAAGUUAGGGUCCAGCAGCAGACAGCUGCAAAGACCAAGCUAUCUUCCCAGAUCUCAGAUCUGCUGACAAGGCCAACACCAGCACUCAGCAGCGGUGGUGGGAAGCUGCCCUUUACAUUUGUAACCAAGGAGGUAGCUGACGCAACCUGCGAAUGCCUUCUCGCACAGGCAGAGCAAGCGGAGAAGAUGGGCAAGUCAAAAGCUGCAGCAGAGCGCAUGAUACUGGAGGAGUUUGGACGCUGUUUGAUGAGAGUUAUUAACUCUGCAGGGAAGUCCAAAAGUGACCCUUGUGCCAUGAACUGCUGACUCGUGCACAUGAGCCAUAAUGAGGCGGACUGAACAGAACACUUAAGGCACAGGGACACUUUGGCAUAGAGGAUUUAAUAAUAUUUGUUAAUUUGGUGCUUGUUGUAAAUUGACAUGCGUAAGAUUGAAACAAGAAAAUCUUUUAUAACAAGAUGUAGAGCCUUUUAAAUCUUAGCUAAAUCCUCUUCUACUUAAGACAAUGCCUAAAGGUCAAUUCUUCUUCCUGAUGUACAGCUUUUACCUUGGAUUUCUAAAUAAUUACAUGUGUUCUCCCCUUUCCCCCAGAAUAAUUGCCUGGGGCAUAUAUAAAUUAUUAUAAUAUAUAUUAUUUACAGUGUAUGAAGUUGCAUCUCUUUGUGCAUACAGGAAAACACAGCUGUCAACAGCCAAGCAACUUUUGGCAAACAGGUCCGUAAUAAGGAGGUACCAGUGUAUCCAAGAUAGUUCUGAAAGGAAGUGUAUAAAAAUGAGCAUCUAAAUGGAAGGUAGUACUUGUGUUUAGGAAAUGACACAGCAUGUUUAUGUAGUGCACAGAGCACUGUGAAAUACACAGGUGAUAAUACAAAGGAGCUGCUUGCAGAUUCUCAUUGGAGCAGGGCCCAAGAAACUUAAGAGGCAAAAGGAAUUAAUGGGAAUUUUUUUAAUAGGAACAUGGCUGAAAGCUGAGAUGUUUCUUAAGAUGGAGCUUGAAGGCUAAGACAGACAGUGGCCUGUUCUCAGAAGUGAAGAAGAGCAGCCACGCCACAAUGCCGGACUGUUUGCCCAGUGUUCAGUGUUACCUAAGCUCUUGCUUAGGGGAAGCCUGGUUUUUCAGAGGUCUGCAGCAGCCUGGUCCCUCACUGGAGGUAGGGCUGUGCAGUCCACUGUGUUUUCUAGGAUUGAGCUGUAACCCUGGAAGAGUGUUAAGUCUGAGAAGCUGAGGCCAUGGGAGGCAGUGGAACCACAGUUGUUUUAAUGAGGAUUUGAAACAACCUGCAUCUGAAUCGACUUGCAAACACAGGUAGGGAUCAUGUUCAGCCUGGCCGUGGGUCUUCAGGAUGCUGCUUCUCUGUUGGCAAUUUACUUGGGGUGUAAGGUUUUUUUUAGUGUUGUCUAGAAUGACUUUGAGAGCUGUGACCAGAGAGGAUGCUAGCACAGAAUCAGGAUUGCUACCAAAGCAGAGGCAUGGAUCAUUUUACACACAGCAAGGGGGGCAAGGGGAAUCAACUAUAGCUGUGUACAGACUAGGGCAGGGGAUUUUUUCAGUAUUUGUUACAGGCAAUCUCAGAAUACAUUUUUUGAUAGUGGAACACAUUUGCAGAAUUAACCUGGUAGGUUACUUACCUACCAUGAAUAUCCAUAACCAUGUUUAAUCACAGGCAUUUUUAUUAAACAGUGCAACCUGAACUAGCUAGGUUUUUCCAAAAAGGAUUUUGUAUUCCUUGUGUAAAACUUAAUACAGAGAAAUGUAUUCUGGAGCUCUUCCUCCAGGUUUUCUAGCAGGGCCAGGCCGGGGAAAGGUAGGGGCUAGGCAAACCAGCAACAGAGCCAAGUGCCUCCAUGCAUGAUGGCAGUGGGAUGGGAGGAUGCUUCCACUUCUGUCUUCGCCCCACGGUCCUGCGCACUGAGCAGAAGGCCCUUUCUCUUCCACCCUUCUCUGUUGCCUCCUCUAAAUGCCUCAGGGGCAGAAAGGGCCUGGGAGGUGGCCAGCAGUGCUGGCGGGUCCAUCGAGUGGCCAUUGCAGGUUAAGUUUUGACCUGCCAGUCACCAUCUGAAGGGCCCUGUCUGCUAUUAACAUCUCCCUGAGCAUAAAUAGCAAGUGUGUUUUUGCAGACCUCUGAAAUGGGAAUCCACCUCUUGUGUAAGUAAAUGCCAUAUUUUUUCUUUUUUUUUUUUUCAUAAUUAGGACUUGGAUUGACUAAAAAAAAAAUCAGUGCAGUAACUUUACAUGUAGAUAGUGCGGAUAUUCAGUUUACUUCUAGUGACCUAAUAUAGUAUGUCCAGUAAGAUUUGUAUAAAUGUAAAUUAGUGUAAGUGAAUAAAGUAAUACCUAUUUACGGUAUUUUUCUGAUUGCAAUAUGCCUUCUUUUGUUUAGACUUCAAUCCAUGUUAAUUUUGUAAAUAUUCCAUGUCUUACUCUAAAUUGCACCUUUUGUGAUGUGUAUUUAUAUACAGUGUGCAAAAACACUUGUGAGAUUUAGAUUACAGUUGUAAUUAUGUAUGAUGAUAUUGCUUGAGAAUAUUUUGCUUGUAAAGACUUUGAAGGUGCAAUCAAAUGCUCUUAGUUCUUCUAUUUUGUUUUGAACAAGCUUUCUCAAACAUUAAGCUUGGAUUCCCCUCUCCCUGGUGUAGAAUGUGUGAAUUGGUUUUUGUACUUCCUUAGCCAUUUGCAUCAAACUGCUGGACAAGACUUACAGUCAAGUUCAUUCAGUUACAUAAAAAUAAUUGGGAAUGGGGCAAGGGUUCAUUUUCUAGUUCUGUUUACAUCUGAAAGUAGAAAAAUUAAAUUUAUAUUUACUAGACCUAUUCAAAGAAUACACUUUUCUAUAUUGUACAAAUAAACAGUCAGAUAAAUCACAAAGAAAAAUAAACAUUUAUACUAUUCUGUAAAUACGA
This is a messenger RNA of Falco peregrinus (peregrine falcon), 6343 nucleotides long. It is a transcript of the gene LIN54, whose product is annotated as lin-54 DREAM MuvB core complex component. Gene Ontology annotation, biological process: regulation of DNA-templated transcription. Bases 1331 to 3748 code for a protein of 805 amino acids. Gene Ontology annotation, cellular component: nucleus. The record is from RefSeq and is a predicted model, not a curated record. NCBI's taxonomy places the organism in Eukaryota, Metazoa, Chordata, Aves, Falconiformes, Falconidae. The transcript is spliced from 15 exons.